CGUCAGUCGAUUGUCAACAUUCAGUACGAUCAGACUCAUUAGGUUAAUUUUAGUUACAAAGAUAUUUAGUUUUAUUUUCCAAAAGUACAAUAUACAAAAUUUCCUGAACAAAAUGACUACGUUUAAACAAGUUCCUCUCACAUGUGGUGGCCAUACAAGACCAGUCGUGCAUUUGGAUUUUAGUGACGUUACAAAAGAUGGAUUUUAUUUGAUUUCAGCUUGCAAAGAUGGCAAGCCCAUGUUGCGGCAAGGAGAAACUGGUGAUUGGAUUGGAACUUUUGAAGGUCAUAAAGGAGCCGUGUGGGGGGUAGCUUUAACACAAAAUGCUAAUUUAGCUGCCAGUGGGGCAGCUGAUUUUUCUGCAAAAUUAUGGGAUGCGCGAUAUGGCGACGUGGUUCACACAUUUGACCAUGAGCACAUAGUAAAAAGUGUGAAUUUCAAUGCAGAUGAUACACUGCUCCUGACUGCCAGUAAUGAGAAACUGAUACGUGUGUUUGACCUCAACAAACCGGAAGCUGGACCAUUGGAAAAAAUAAAUGCCCACACAAGCAGCAUCAGGCACGCUGUAUUUUUACACAAUUCGCGGAUCGUCAGUGUCAGCGAUGAUCUCACAAUGCGUGUUUGGGAUCGAACAAGUGGACAGGAGGUGCACAAAAUCGAAUUUCCGACCAUUCCGAAUAGUUUAGAAUUGUCAAGAGAUGGUGCUAUUUUGACAGUGGCACACGGAACCGACGUAUCCUUUUAUUCGUCUGACACAAUGCGUAAGAUGCGCGAGUUUCCUGUGCCUACGAAGUGUUACUCAGCGUCGCUGGCCCCAAGUCGGGCUACAUUUGUAUGUGGUGGAGAGGAUCUCAAAGUUUAUAAGUUUGAUUACAAUACAGGAACAGAACUUGAAUCAAACAAAGGACACUUCGGUCCGGUACACUGCGUGCGAUGGUCACCUGACGGUGAAUUAUAUGCAACGGGCUCCGAGGACGGCACAGUGCGUCUGUGGCAGGCUGUACCUGGCCGCGUGUACGGUCUGUGGCGCCGCUCCAGUGACCAUCCGCCUAUCGCUAACGGGUUCAAGGAGGUCGCCGCUAACUGACACGUCGCUUGUGAUGAACAGGACAAUGCAGAACAAUGUGAGUGCAAUCAAAAUUGAACACUUCGUGGUAAAACCACGGCUGCGGCUGUUGUCACCGUGAAAUGUGUCUAACAAACUUUACAAAGGGGGUAGCCAAAUCAAGACUUAAGUAUUCAACAAUUGUCAAACUGUGUUUGUGUUGUUUAUUUUUUUUGCAACACUAAUUUUUAUACUCAAAUGCAAUGUAUUUAUUGUAAAAAGGAACGAAAUAGACUUGAUAUGCAACAAAAUAAAGUGAUUUGUAAAUA
Galleria mellonella (greater wax moth) is the source of this 1374-nucleotide messenger RNA. RefSeq names its product serine-threonine kinase receptor-associated protein (gene wmd). The coding region runs from base 113 to 1087 and encodes 324 amino acids. Gene Ontology annotation, biological process: spliceosomal snRNP assembly. The record is from RefSeq and is a predicted model, not a curated record. Gene Ontology annotation, molecular function: RNA binding; protein binding. Lineage: Eukaryota; Metazoa; Arthropoda; Insecta; Lepidoptera; Pyralidae. The transcript has 8 exons. Gene Ontology annotation, cellular component: SMN complex.